Molecule: messenger RNA, 1761 nt
Organism: Setaria italica (foxtail millet)
Lineage: Eukaryota; Viridiplantae; Streptophyta; Magnoliopsida; Poales; Poaceae
Product: exosome complex component RRP45A
Exons: 10
Coding region: 78-1427 (449 amino acids)
Biological process (GO): U1 snRNA 3'-end processing; exonucleolytic trimming to generate mature 3'-end of 5.8S rRNA from tricistronic rRNA transcript (SSU-rRNA, 5.8S rRNA, LSU-rRNA); nuclear polyadenylation-dependent mRNA catabolic process
Cellular component (GO): nuclear exosome (RNase complex); cytoplasmic exosome (RNase complex)
Source: RefSeq, a predicted model, not a curated record
GACCAAACCAAACCGGCCAAACCCCUUGGGCCGCUAAAACCCUAGCUCUCUCCCGCCGCCGGCGAGAGUCCGCGGCCAUGGAGCACCUCCGGUGGCGCCCCACGGUGAACGAGCGCGCAUUCAUCGAGCGCUCGCUCGAGUCCGACCUCCGCGUCGACGGCCGCCACUCCUUCGACUUCCGCACACUCAAGAUUACCUUCGGCAGGGAGGACGGUUCGUCGGAGGUGCAGCUAGGGGAGACACACGUGCUCGGCUACGUGACCGCGCAGCUGGUGCAGCCCUACAGGGACAGGCCGAACGAGGGGACGCUGGCCAUAUUCACAGAGUUCUCGCCCAUGGCCGACCCCGUCUUCGAGCCUGGGCGUCCUGGAGAAUCAGCAAUUGAGCUUGGCCGAGUCAUCGACCGUGGCCUCAGGGAGAGCCGGGCCGUGGACAUGGAGUCCCUGUGUGUUGUUGCUGGGAAGCAUGUUUGGUCUGUGCGUGUCGACCUUCACAUCUUGGAUAAUGGAGGGAAUCUCAUUGAUGCAGCUAACAUUGCUGCGUUGGCAGCCUUGUCUACUUUCCGGAGGCCUGAAUGCACAAUUGGUGGGGACGAUGGUCAGCAAGUUAUAGUACAUGAUCCUGAGGCCAGGGAUCCAAUCCCUCUUACAAUACAUCAUAUGCCCAUUGCUGUAACCUUUGCAUAUUUUGGUGAAGGUAACAUCGUGGUUGUUGACCCCACAUACAAGGAAGAAGCAGUAAUGGGAGGGAGGAUGACUGCUACAAUUAACUCAAAUGGUGAUAUUUGUUCCAUCCAAAAAGCUGGUGGGGAGGGCGUCAUGUCAAGUGUUGUUAUGCAGUGUUUAAGAAUUGCUUCGGUUAAGGCUGCUGAUAUAACAAGCAAAAUAAAGAAAGCAGUAGACUCAUACACCACUGAGAAAGCUUUAAAGAAAGUAAAGCGUUUGCCAACCUCGUUGCCUCAGAAAAUUAAUGUUACUGAUGUAACUAUGGAGGAUAAAGGUGAUGGUGAAUUGGAAACGCAAACUGUGAAGACACCCAGUGAUGUUCAGGAGAUAAGCAAAGGUGAUGAGGACCAUCGAAAUAUAAAAGGGAAUUUACCCUUGACUGGGGACAGAAUUGCUAAACACAAACAAACAUCAACAUUCAUUGGUGGUCCAUCAAAUUGGGACCCAUAUUCUAAAGGAGUUUCAUUAAGCUCCCUCAGAAUUUCUCAGUUGCCGGAUCCGGCAACUAUGGGUAAGGCCAGCAGCCAUGAGGAUGCCCAACCAAUGUUAACUGAAUCAUCCAAUGCUGAGGUGAAAAGCACAUCAAGCUCUGGGGCUGCUGGAGAGUCAGAAGAGACCCAGGAAACUGGAUCUCCAAAGAGCCUAAAAGAUGCUAUCAAACCAAAACACAAAAGAAAGAAGAAGAAAACUGACAGGAGUUAGAUUAAUCGCAAGCCUAAGGUAAAUCAAAUGAUAGCCUACAACUCCCAUUCAAAUUCUCCUGACUGAUGGCUCUUCUUCGGAGCGGCAUGCUUGAGGGGUUUAUUCUGUGUUUUUAGACGUUACUGAUGCAAGUGACCACAAGCAAAUUUUGUACAAGCUGUAAAAUUGUAUUCUAGGAAUGGUCAAGUUUUCAGUAAACUUUGCAAUUAGCCUUGUGAUGCAUGAUGUCCCUGCUUAUCCUUAUUCGAUGUCAUGCUCGAAUGUUUGUACUGAGCAGCAAUGCUGGAAGCCUGGAAUGGAAUUAAUUUGUUAAGGGCUCAUGCGCUCCACGCUA